This is a messenger RNA of Elgaria multicarinata webbii, 7706 nucleotides long. It is a transcript of the gene CEP192, whose product is annotated as centrosomal protein 192. The transcript is spliced from 47 exons. NCBI's taxonomy places the organism in Eukaryota, Metazoa, Chordata, Lepidosauria, Squamata, Anguidae. Gene Ontology annotation, cellular component: pericentriolar material; centriole; cytoplasm. The record is from RefSeq and is a predicted model, not a curated record. The coding region runs from base 58 to 7488 and encodes 2476 amino acids. Gene Ontology annotation, molecular function: protein kinase binding. Gene Ontology annotation, biological process: mitotic spindle assembly; centrosome-templated microtubule nucleation; centriole replication.
AUGAACUCUAAGAGCGGGGUUUCCUAGGCGCCAGUAUAGAUAUGAAAGAACAGUACUAUGGAAGACUUCAGAUAUAUUGCGGAUGAGACCUUUCCUAGUAUUUUGGCAAACUCGCUAACUAGUCACACGAGUGAAAUUUUCGAUAAUAUCACUAUCUCAUCAAACUUUGGUCUGCCAGUUGCUUCUUCAACAGAAGCCAGAAGAAAAACUGGCUCUCAUGACAGAUUUUGUGAUCAGCCUUCUUAUGUGGAAAGGAAAUUCUCGGCUCCGUUAGCAUCUUCAUGCAGUGGGGAAUCAGAUUCUGAUCCAAGAAGAAAGCUUAUACUUAACUUGCAGGAUACUGUGGAAAACUGUAACAAAGUUACAGAAACUCACUUGGAGUCGGACCAGAAUGAAUCUAAUUUUUUGCAGAGAAGACAACAUCUAAACUGCACUGAUGAAUGCUCAGGUAACAACCAGGAUAUUCUUCAUGAGAGGCUUUCACUUGAACAUGUGGAAGGUUUGAAAACUAGAAUAUUUGCUUCGUUGGAAAAGGGGAGUGAAGACCACAAGGCAGCUUCAUUAGAACCUAGUCAGAAGUGCAUCGCAAGUGAACUACGUGACCAUGGUGCAAUUGGCUUUUCGAGAUUUAUAGAAAAUGAAAAACUACUGAGCUUUGCAAGCCUAGAAGGACAUUCUACAGAUGAAGAUAUUGCAGAUGAAGAGUUCUGUGAUGAGCAGUUGGAAGCCUAUUUUGAGCAGCUGGUACUGCCAGAAAUGGAAGAUAUGGAAGAAUAUGAACUUGGUGACUAUAUUAAAGGCAUGGAAUUGCCUCUAGAUCAGGAAAAAUUCCAGAUACCUAGUAUUUGCCGAGCAACAGCAAGAACUGAUUCUCAUGAUCCUAGUGACGAAGAAUCAUAUGAUUUUAAGGAAGCUGGGCACAAUGUCAGAGAUGAACAAUUCAUACUGCCGAUGACUAGGCAAGAGGAAGAUAAAUGCAGUAAACAUAGUCUUAAAACUGGGCACAGCAGUAGUUGUGAUAAGUCUCCUGUUGGAAUAGUAGGUGAUCCAUCUGAAGUAUGCAGUACAACAACAGCUUUUCAACACACUGCUUCAGUUGCAGAAGGGGUUUUUGCCUGUGGUGAGGAAGAUGGAAUGCCCUUAAAGAUUAAUACAGUCAGCAAUAGCAGAAACGAAAGCAAAGGACCCAUUGAAAAUCAGACCCCAGACAUGUCUUAUAAUAAGAAGGAUGAAACAAACUUAACCAACGCUGAACUAAAGCUAGAUUCACUCUACUUUAAGCGUAUUGAUGAUGCUGAUGCGUCUGAGACUUGGCACACAGAACAGCAAAGCCAAUUUUCUCAACUGUGUCAAGUUGCUAAUGAAAGUCAUGUUCCUCUGGCUGAUGUGUACCUAUCCCCAGGUGCUUACAAAGGAUCUGAGCAAUAUCAGUAUACAACAGAAGAAGACCCACCACAUAAUGUUGUAUAUCAGAAUGAAGAGGGAAGGUGGGUGACAGAUCUUGCAUACUACACGUCAUUUAAUAAAGAACAGGUAUUCAGUCUCUCAGACAUCAGUGGAGAUUUCUUAACUGGAUCUGAUGCAAUUGCUAUGAUUGCCCAGGAUCAAGAAGAAUUUGAGAGGGAGCACAAAUUUAUGCAAGAAGAGAAAAUGGACCCACAAAAUACCUCUGGAUUAGGAGAUUUAUCAUGGAAAUCAGUUAAUAACUACAACCCUCUAAGAGCCUCACAAACUGACUUUAGCAAAGAUGCUAGUUAUUUACGGCUCUCUCUGGGAGAGUUCUUUGGCCAGAGAUCUGAGGCUCUUGGCUGCCUAGGAGGAGGUGGUGAUGUCAAACGGCCAUCUUUUGGUUAUCAUAUUACUUCUCCAGAGAAGAGACAGCCUGUACCUUUGUUGACGGAAUCUGAUGUAUCUGAUGAACAAUUUGCAAAUUUGCAAAUUUCUGACAUGCUUCAAGACGACAGUCUUAAGGAAGAAUCUCACACUGCAUCUACUACUUUUACUCUUGGUGAAGUAGACACACAAACCAUAGAGAAUAGAAGUGAGAAACUUGAAGAAAGAAAAGUUGAAAGUGAGCACCAUGAUCUAGAGCCUUCUGUUCUGAGUAUAAGCACAAUUGCAUCUGCUAUUGCAAAUGCUUCUGUUAGUGCUGAACCCUCACAACUAGCUGCUUUGAUGAUGAAACUUUCAAAUAAAAACACAGAGAGAACUAAUAUUCCAGAAGCUGACAAACUCACCAACUUUUCUGUCAUCAAUCAGCUAAUAUCCAGCAAUGUUGAAAAUAGCACAUUUGAUAUAGAAAAAUAUCUCAGAAAAACUGAUGAAGUUGGGAGCAACAGUGAGCCUGAAAGCAUAGUUAAACAUGAAGACACUGCCACAGAUUGGCACCAAUUUUUGUACAAACAGGAAUGUGAAACUAUUAGCCCAGAGGACCUGUCCAAAAGCAAUUUCUAUAUCCAGUAUGGAAAAGAGAAGCAGCAUCUGGAAAAAAUAUAUGAAGAAAACUGUUCCAGCAAUUCAACUUGUGAUACCAGUUCUUCUGAGCAGAAAAAGGAAAUGGAAUAUGUUGAAGCAAUAUCUGAUAUAGAUGAAUAUUUACAGUCAAAGACACAGACUACUGCUAGACCAGAUUCAAAACAGAGGUCAUCUGAAAGUGCUAAAACAUCUUUGGAGGGUAAUGUAACAACGUUUCCCACUUACUCUAAAUUGGAAAGAAGAGCUAGCAAGAGCACUCUGCCCUUUAAUUCAAAAUCUAUUCCAGUACUGGUUUCCCCUCUUCCUGUGCGUCCUGAAAAAGUUACACACCAAGUUAAAGACCUGGAUAAGCAAGAUGGAAAAACUCUGAAAGUGAAUACUACAUGCAGCAAUGGAAAGCAUGUGACCUUUGAAAACACAUCCCUUGAUAAUCAGGAAAUUUCUGGCAAUUUUGAAUGUACAGGAGAAGGUGUUGUAGUAACUGGACAGAAGCUUGCAACUCCUGUGCCUGGUAUACAGAUGUCAGAUGAUGAACAAUACAGCUUCAGACCUUCAACCUCUCCUCUUAUUCAUUCAUCUCCAAGUGAAGUUUCUGGAACUUCUCUUUCAGGAUCCGAUUGUCCUUGUACAACAUCAAAUUUUAAGGAGUCCCCUUGCAAUGAUUCUACACUACCUCAGUCAGUAUAUUCUGAUCCUAGCUUGGAACGGUUGACCUUUGUUUCUGCCACUGAAAAUACCCUUAGAAAUCUAGCUUUGACUACUCCAGGGAGAUAUCAGAGCAAUCGUGUCAGUGAGUUGAGCACAACAAUCGUUUGGACCAGUCCAACUUCAAUAUUGGAACAGGAAACUGGAAAAUACAUUGCUUUGCAAAAUAGCCAACAUCCAUCACUAAGCACUAAUGGAAGAAACCAAGCUAAGAAGCAAGAAGUAAACGAAUCAGCAGAUCCUGCCAGUCAACCUGAGAAUCAAAAAUCAACUGGACAGCUUCCUCCAAAAAGUGAAGACCAGGCUGCACAGAAGUGUCCAAAUAAUAAUGAACUGGGACAGGUUGAUACACCUGUAAUACAGCAUGAUUAUAUAGAUGCAGCACAUGGACUAGGCUUAUCCUCUCUAAAAAAUGUGCUGCCUUCUAACAGUUUAGAUGGCUGUAUUUCAGUAAAUCAAAACAGAGCACAUUUGAAAUCCAAUGGUACUGCUUCACAGAUUCCAGAGAUAACUCCUGCAUUUCCAACAUUGCUAACAAGCUGUUCUCUUAGAAACACUCCAUUUGCCCAGCAGUAUCUGGGAAGCUUGUCAUCUCACAAAAACAUUGCUUUGCCUCAGUAUCAUGUUGGUUAUCCUCCAGUUUUUGGUGUUCCAUCAGGACUGAUCUAUUCUACCAUCCCUGUGGGUCAUAUUCAAAACUCGCUGACUGCAGGAAUAACACUAGGGCCAGAUGUUGGGCCUGUUAUGCUGGGCACCACUCGACAUUGCAAUUUCACAUCCAACCAGAAUAUCUUCACUAGUUCAUCACAUACAGGGCAAGCGACUGAUGCUGAUGGACCUCGACAGUGGGGGGAAUCUGUGCCAUUUGGCUUUGCACAUGUGAAAGUCCCUGAGGAAGUAAAGUUCCCUAAUGCUUGUUGUGUGGGGUUCACAGCACACGCAGUCCUUAGUAUUCUUAAUCCAUCUGAGCGGUGGCUACAAGUCAGCAUUAACCUUCUUAGUAUUAUGCUUGAUGGUGUAAAGAUGGAAAUUCCAAAGCACAGAUGUCUGCUGUUUAAGAACAAAACUGUCAUAGGACCUUGUACUACAGAAGAACUGAAAAUGCUGUUUUUGCCCUGUCAAGCGGGAGUCUUCCAGUGUGUACUUAGUGUUGCUUCUUGGCCAGUUGCUGCAGAUGCAGAUACAGUAGUCCAGGCAGAGGCUUUAGCUGCUAGGGUAAAUGUGAAUGCAGUUGCUGAAAAUCCUAAUAUAGAGGUGGAAUCAGGAAAUACAAACACCCUGGACUUUGGUGAUCUGCCAUCAGGCAGCUCUAAAGCUCUCCCACUGAAACUAACUAACAAGACUCGUGCUAGAGUGCCAAUCAGACUUGUUAUUCAGGCAAAUGCUGUAGCGUGGCGCUGUUUUACAUUUUCCAAGGAAGCAGUUAACUCUUCUGUUAAAAAUACACUCCCUACUUACAACAUCUCCCAGCUAGCAGCUCCUUCGGUGAUAUCACAUGUAAUGAAUGCAAGCUGUGAUGGGCAAGAUCCUGAAGUUCUAGUGGUUUGGGUCCAGUUCCAUGCACCAAACAAAUGCAUCUCUUCAGAUUCUUUGGGCCCAGCAGAUGAGUACUUUGCAAAAAUUGAUGUGGAAGUUGAUAGUCCAGAGCCUGGCAAUGUUUUAAGAAGUGUUCCUCUGAGUGCAAGAUCUGGAACUCCUAGGGUAUAUGCUCCAAAGGGCCUGCAGACGUUAUAUAUGUCUACAAAGAUGGGAUUAUCAACAAGGCAGCAAUUGCCAUUAAAGAAUGCUGGGAAUAUUAAAGUUUAUUUGAAGAUUAUGACACUAGAGCCAGAUAGCUGCAUUUAUGUCAAGCCUGAGGAUCUGGUCCUUACACCUGGGGAAGAACAAGAAGUGACAAUUGAAUUUUCUCCAAAAGACUCCAGAAAUAUGGAGAGUGUUGUGAAAAUACUGGUAUUGCCAUCUGGGCCAGAAUAUAAAGUGACUGUGAAAGGUGAAGUGUCUGCGGUGGAGAGCAAACCUGUGGUACAAAAAUGUCCCAAUCCAGACGUUCCUCCCAUUCUUGCCAACAAGCAACUUCUGUCAUGGGGAGGUGUACAACUUGGCAGAACAGUUCAACAGAAACUAAUUCUGAGAAAUGAUUCUCCAUCUACUACCCAACAAUUGCGAUUGCUGAUCAGAGGUCAAGAUCAGGACUGUUUUCAGUUGAAUCUUGGAGAACACGUUUACAAUAACUGCGAAAUAAAGAUCCGACCAAAACAUGAUUAUAGUCUUUGUCUAAUGUUUACACCAUCUCGCUUAGCUUGCAUGUUUGCAAAGCUCGAAAUGAAACAGCUUGGUCUUCUAUCGCAACUAGGAAUCAAGUUCACUAUACCGUUGUAUGGAUAUGGAGGGAAAAGCAAUCUGAGAUUAGAAUAUGUUAGAAGACAUGCUAACAGAUACACAGUGGAAUUGUUUGAGCCAUCACCCGGUAAACCAAGCAAGGCUUCUUUCUCAGUACAAAAUACAGGGUGUCGGGCUGCCUACGUGAAAGUACUGUGCUUUAAGAACUUCUGUGAACGAAUUGUUAUGGAUCCAAAUAUAAUGAUAAUUUCUCCAGAAAAGUUUGUCCUUAAGGAAAAUUCACGGCAGAAAGUUACAAUAACAUGCUACUCCACUGAAGAACAAAAUAAUUCAUCUAUGUUGUCUACAAUAUGCUUCUUCUAUGGGGAUGAAAUUUCAAGACAACAAUAUCGCAGAGCUAUGCAGCAUAAUCCAGAUCAUGCGCAAAAAAUACUUCCUGCCAAUAAUCCAGUGAUAAAUGUAAAGUUUGAUGAAGAAUUACCUGGGGAAGAGCUGGUGACAGAAGUUUAUGAUCUUCCACAACAGCCAAAUGAUCUUCAGUGUUUUUUCACAAACAUGCGAAGUAUUACUCUUUCUGCUGUUAAUGCCUCUACUAGUACUGGUUUUGAUGCCAAGUCGUCUUCAGUACAUCGUGUGGCAUUGCAGAGCCCUGGCAUUCCUGAGAAACCUAGUAUGACUCUGGAUGUACUACCUGUUAAAGGACCCCAUGAUGCAGUGUUCUCAAAUCCCAAUGACCUAGAUGAAAAUAAGCUUGUUCCUCAGGAUACUUGGACACUUCAGCCUGAAUUUCUGAUUCUUGCAGCUCCUUCUCAGAGUGGAACAACUGUUACUAGAUAUACACAAAUUACUAACAACUCAAACAGAUCAUUGAAAUUUGAGCUAUCGUGGCCUGCUCACUGUCUUACAAUAACACCUCAACUUGGAACUAUUGAACCAGGAAGCAGCAUUUCAAUUCAUGUGAGUCCAAAUCCUUCACUUGCAGAAAAUAAAUCCGUAUUUCCAUGGAAUGGCCUUAUUUACAUACAUUGUGAUGGUGGACAAAAACUUAUUAGAGUCCAAAUUCGGGAAAAUAUCUCUGAGAAGCAAUCUGGAAAGGGUUCAGCAGUUGCCAAAGUAGGUGCUCAUCAGCAGCAGCCUGAACUUCCUAUCAUUCACAUACGGCCACUUCAAAAAUCACCUUCAACAAAACUUGAAGUAAGGAAUCGAACUGUGUUUUUUCCUGAGACAAAAUCUGGUGAAAGUUCAGAGAAAUACCUAGAGAUUGAAAAUAAUGGAGAUGAAAAUGUGAAAUGGUUUUUGUCAUCUUUUGCACCGCCCUAUGUCAAGGAUGUUGAUGAAAGUGGGGAGGUUUACAGAGCCACAUACACUGCUUUCCGAUGUUCAUGUCUUUCUGGUACUCUUGAAGGUCGAGGGAAAGAAAAAGUUGUGGUCACCUUUUUGCCUAGAGAUAGAGGGCACUAUUCUCAGUUUUGGGAUCUUGAGUGUCACCCACUUCACCAUUCUCACCUGAAAGACAAACACAGACUUCAGUUUUGUGGAAUGGGCAUCCUAGAAAACAAAGCUUUAAAAAAUGAAGUUUCCUCAGCUGCCUUAGUAAAAAUCAGGGUUCGAGAUGUAUCCCAAAGAAGAGAUUUCCUUGACACUUUUGAUCACAAAAUUUGGAAAGGAGUAUUUGCCCAAGAAGACGUUUAUACAUUUCCUUCCAUUAGGAUUGGCGAAUCAAGCACAUUGAAAAUCGGCAUACGGAAUUAUUCUACCUCGUCAAACAGGCUGAAGUUUAGAAGUCCCAGAGAGCCUUUUUACAUCAAGCAUUCCCAUUAUACUUUGAGAUGUCAUCACUACUGCAACUUACCAGUCCAGUUCAAACCAAUGUCAUCAGGCAUUUUCAAAGGCGUACUGGUGGUAGAGACAGACAGAAGUGGUACUCUUACCAUUCAGCUCAUUGGUGAGGGUUUGACAGAACAGUGAUUAAGAGCUUCUAUUAACAGUGCAUGCUAAAUUUACAACUAAAUUAUUGAAUGACAAGUUCUUUUUUUUGGUACCCUAAAACUAUGUUUUAUAGAAAGCUGAGGUGUUCGUAAUUUUUAAUAAAAUAAUUUUGUAUGUUAUCAUGCAACCUACACUACUGCACUUUGGCUGUUGGAAGCUCCAAUGUGUCUUAUUUUUGUAUUGAUUAUGACUUUACA